GCGUCUUCAAUCCACUUCACAAAUAAGCUGUGCCUUCACAACACUACUGCAAGGAACAAUUGAAUUGAAUUCCAAAACUCGAUCUGUUCGUCGACCAUGCCAAAACCAAAGAAGAUCAUCAACGACCCUGCCAACGCCGUCGAAGAGUUCAUUCGAGGACUGCUUCUGCAAUAUCCCAAUCGUUUGGCCAAAUUGGCGAAUCAUCACGUCGUCCUCAAGGCCGACAUUGCCUCUUCUUCUCAAGUCCAUUUGUUGUCGGGAGGAGGAUCGGGUCAUGAACCCAGUCAUGCCGGGUGGAUUGGCAAUGGCAUGCUCAGUGGAGCCAUUUGUGGAGGAAUCUUUGCAUCGCCCUCGGUCGCGGCCGUGUUGGCGGCCAUUCGAGCAGCCAAGAAUGAUAAGGGAGUUUUGCUGGUCGUCAAAAAUUACACGGGAGAUCGCUUGAAUUUUGGCAUGGCCUGCGAAAAAGCCAAUGCCGAAGGAAUCCACUGUCAAAUGGUAGUCGCCGCCGAUGAUUGUGCCCUCGAACGCACCAAAGGAAUCACUGGAGCCAGAGGUGUGGCCGGGACCGUCCUCAUUCACAAAAUUGCCGGAGCUGCUGCGGCCCAAGGAAAAUCCCUGCAAGAGGUGGCCAAUUGGGCCAACGCCGUAUCCGCACGCAUGGGCACGGUAGGUGUCGCCAUGGAUUCCGUCACUGUCCCAGGUGCCGACGCCAUUAACGAUCGACUCGAUGAAAAUACCAUUGAGAUUGGGCUAGGGAUUCAUGGCGAGGCAGGUCUUCGACAGUCCCCACUGCUGACGGCCAAGGAAAUUGCACAAGAACUGAUUACUACCAUUCAAAAAUACGGCCGCACGAGUGGUGCAGACGGAGAGAUUGUCCCCAUGUUUCAACCCAAAGACGAACUGUGUAUCCUAGUCAACAACCUCGGUGGAACCUCCAAUUUCGAAAUGUCCAUUUUGGCUCAGUCCUGUGUCGAAUUGCUGGAAGGAGCCGAGUUUGGGGCCCAGGUGACACGGGUGCUGGUUGGUUCCUACAUGACAUCGUUUGAUAUGCAUGGAGCUUCCUUGACCAUUCUCAACCUUUCGGGUGCCCCCGACGGGAUGGUCGCACUGCUCGAUGCCGCCACAGAUGCUCCGGCUUGGGGAGUUUGUGACACUUGGAACAGAACGGCUGCCCGCGCAUCGGCGACGGAAAUUCCAGAAGUGGUUGUAGCAGCAAACGAGGUCUCGGCGGGGUCAUUGCCAACCUUGACGGUACCCAAUUUUGAAGCGGUGGCCAAACAAAUGAUUCAGGCAGCCGCACAAAAGUUGAUUGACGAAGAACCAACCCUCACCAAAUACGACACCAUUGUGGGCGACGGAGAUUGUGGGAUUACUAUGAAACGAGGCGCCACGGAACUUUUGAAACGCCUGGAAAGUGGCGACCUCAAAACGGAGCAUCCCGUAUCCAUGUUUGCGGCGAUUGCCGAUGCCGUGUCGGCAUCCAUGGGAGGUACAUCCGGAGUGCUGCUGGAACUCAUGUUUCGUAAAAUGGGCUCGUCGUUAGCCCGAGAAGAGACUGUGGGAGUGGACCAGCUGCAGGCUAUUCUCGGAACCGGCACCGACGCCAUUAUUCUCUAUGGAGGUGCCAAUGUUGGUUCUAGGACCAUGCUGGAUGCGCUUGUCCCCGCUUCGAAUACUCUUGUCUCGUCCAAGAGUUUGGCAGACUCUGCGGCGAAAGCCAAAGAAGGUGCCGACAAUACUGCUUCUCUCAAAGCUGCCAGUGCCGGUCGAUCCAACUAUCUGUCAGAGGAGACUUUAGAGGGAACACCCGAUCCUGGAGCCAUUGCUGUAGCCCUUGUCUUGGAAGAGAUUGCCAAGCUGGUAUAAGAGUAUGUGUUGAAUUCGACUUUUCGUUCUCCCUGCCGAUUCUCUUGGCUGUAGCUAGCGUGCAGAACGACUGUACAGUUGUAGUCUAGUUUACUGAAUUCAGCGAUGAAAAAGUUGGCUCUAUCGUGUCUGCAAAUUGUAACAACAGCAAAAUCAUAUCUGUGCUGGGGACUGUAAUCGUAUCAACUCAGGAGGGCAUUCAAUGAGUAGAAUGCGUAGCGAGGCUGCUUUGUAUCGUUUUAAGAAGGGAAACCAUGUACUGCGCCGGUCAUCAGCAGUACGUAUUCCAUCGUCGGUGGUGAGUUUUCUUUGGGUGCACUACUUUACAUUCUGUUGCGAGGCUGUCCUGCCGUCUACUUCAUGACCGCCCCACUACUUGGCGAGGUUUCCGUUCCGCCGAUCAAGCAAUCCACCGUAAAUGCCAAGAGAUUGAGUGCCAGGCUGGAACCUUCAAUGGACCCAGCACCAGAACAUUGAAUAAAGGGAAAGACAAUUAUAUCAAAGUCGACACUGGCAUUCGCAAAGAACUGACAUUGCAGGGGCGCUGGCAAGACCGCUCACUGGGGGACCAGUCCAUCUGAGAAGGUUCAAUCGACUACAGCGUUGAGGCCAUCGGUUCUCCUUCUAUCCAAACAUCCAAUUCCGAAGCCAAAAGGCGAAGCACGUAAGUUUAUUGUUGGUCUGAAGCUCUCAAGGAGGGGGAAUACCGUAUUGAAUCCAUAGUUUCAGCUGGCCUUCCUCACUAGUGACAGCUUUCUCAUACUGUGUCAAAAGCUCUUGCCCUUCAUUCACGUCCUUUGUGAGGACGAGCAGCAUAUCUUUCCGCUGCAGUCCAGAACUGUCUGCUUCGUUGGAGGAUUCCUUGGUUUUGUCCAAACAGCUUCCAAAAGUCACCAGCUCCGUAUUGGCACU
This is a messenger RNA of Seminavis robusta, 2778 nucleotides long. The record is from the annotation of a GenBank genome assembly. Lineage: Eukaryota; Bacillariophyta; Bacillariophyceae; Naviculales; Naviculaceae.